AUGACUGUCCCGGCUGCGUUUAAGUUUCUCCUUCUCGCGGGUCUCCUUGCCGGAGUCUUCGCCCGCGGUAUCAACGUCGAGACCGCACAAGAACCGGAAACUUUUGAAGCCGAGACGGCACAGAACCCAGGAUCGGAAACUAUCGAGUCCAGGCGGAAACUGGCAGAGGCAAAGCUGUUCCACGAGCAGGCCGAAAACGCGGUAUACAAUUACACUACCAACCUCGUCGACAGUAUAAUGGAUGUAACCCAGGGAAAGAUAGAAGUCAGGAAGGGCGUCCACGUAGAGGGAAAAUACUGGUACAGCAAUGGAGUCGAGAAGCGAACGGUCGUCUACGUUGCUGACGAUAAAGGAUACAGAGUAGUCUCGGAUACAGUCGAGCUUCUUGCCCCGGAACCUAAGUUCGACGCUAAUGGACAUAUCUCUGUCCACACGAAUAUUGCCGGUCAAGACUUCUCAUACAGCGUUACCGCGGACGAUAUCGCCCACUACAAAGAGGACGCGGCAAAAAGAGCCCGAGUUUAA
This is a messenger RNA of Diprion similis, 525 nucleotides long. RefSeq lists its product as uncharacterized. The record is from RefSeq and is a predicted model, not a curated record. The transcript is spliced from 3 exons. NCBI's taxonomy places the organism in Eukaryota, Metazoa, Arthropoda, Insecta, Hymenoptera, Diprionidae. The coding region runs from base 1 to 525 and encodes 174 amino acids.